Molecule: messenger RNA, 3790 nt
Organism: Orbicella faveolata
Lineage: Eukaryota; Metazoa; Cnidaria; Anthozoa; Scleractinia; Merulinidae
Product: ankyrin repeat domain-containing protein 27-like
Biological process (GO): neuron projection morphogenesis; early endosome to late endosome transport
Cellular component (GO): late endosome; early endosome; neuron projection
Molecular function (GO): SNARE binding; guanyl-nucleotide exchange factor activity
Source: RefSeq, a predicted model, not a curated record
GAUUUUGAGCAGAAUCCAAGAUGGCGGAAGAUGUUAAUCUCCAAAGCUCUGGGUAUGAUGAAGACUUAUGCGAAAAUCCUUUUUUCAAGUACAUGCAGACCAAACAAAAGCAGUUGUACGAUGAAGUAGCCAGCAAAAGAUGGACGAUAUGUGUUCCAAGGCAAGGAACCUUACCAAGAGGAAGCUUUACCAUGAAUCAUGUUGAAAAUCAUGUUCUGCAACCCAUAGAGGGGAAAUCCUUGGCAUUUAGAACUUUAAAUAACAAGGAAGUGCAACUCAGUGGGGAGUUUAUAGUCACUACUGAAGGUUUUCAGGAUGUGAAAUCAGUGCAGGUCCUCUUUGAAGAAACAUUUUUUAAUAGCAACAGUCAGAGCUUCCCAGUGCUGUGUAUUGACCAGCCAUUAGAAGGAGGCAUAGGGGGUAGUUUGGAGCCAGCUGUGACAUCACUGGAGUCGUUACAAGGAUGUUAUGAUUUCCUUUGGAAUAGUGCAGGUAACAAACAAUCUCAGAAACUGAUUGACAAUAUCUUAGUAUUGUUUAACUCAACUUAUGAGCAACUUGAAGGAGAGUCUUUACGGCAUUUAAUGGAUGCAGCUCAUGCAAUUUACACAAGAGCUAUGCAAGCAGCACUCAAGAACAGCCAUAUUAGAAAACUUGCUCAACAUAAUACCAUUUACAUGGACAAUGUCAAACUUGCAAUUGAGACAUAUGUGAUGAAUCAACUGCAUGACCAGCUCUUUAAAGGAAUCAGCUCCAUAAUUGGAAAGGAGGAUGCUGUAUUGAACAAAACUACUCGAAACUUGGCAGAAAUUCAAAUCAAAGACCUGGGGGUAAAGGAGCAGUUGCGCACCAACCUACCUAGGGGAAAAAGAGCUCUUUCAUUUCUGAACAGGUACAAAACUCCAUUGGAAAAGUUCCACUGUUUGAAGAAAACAGUUACCAUAGUGACUGAUAGAAAGAUGAAGACUCCAGAUGAUACUGCCGAUGCCAUCACAGUGGACGAUCUUCUUCCAGCUCUGAUCUUUUUAAUCAUCAAAUCAGAUAUUCCAAAUUGGCUUGCCAACAUUACCUAUCUGCAUAACUUUCAUUUCUCCAAGCGUGGACAUAAUGAAUUCCAGUUCUUUUUGUCUUCAAUUGAAGCUGCAGUGGAGCACAUCAGAAGAGGUUCUGUUAAUGAUAUUUUAAAAGGUCUUCCACCCGCCAAGAAGUUGUCAUCCUCUUGGCUUGUUAUGGAGACUGAUGGAGCACUCAAAACCACUGCUCUGGAGAAGCUUUUUGAGUUUGCUUCAAAUGGAAAUGAAGAAGAAGUGGAAAAAUUGUUAGCGACUGGAAGUGACCUUGGUUCUCCUGGAGAGAAGUUCUGUCAUCCCUUGUGUUUUUGCGACAAAUGUGAACAGUUACACAACAGGAAACGCCAUGAUCCGUUUGCUGUGACAGUGUUCUCAAGAGACGACCUUGGACGAACUGUCCUGCAUGUGGCAGCUGAAUAUGGUCAUUCUAGCUUGAUGUACAGACUGAUUAAGAGAGGAGCUGUAGUGAAUGCUAUGGACUAUCACGGCACAACAGCCUUACAUCUGGCUUGUCAGCGAGGGCACGGCAGUGCUGCAUUGGUGCUGAUGCAUUACAAGGCUGAUAUCAAUGCACCAGAUAACGAUGGAAAUACACCGUUACACUUAAGCACCGCUAAUGGACAUGAAAAGUGCACAAAGGCACUGGUGUUUUUUGAUAUGCAAGUCAAUGUGAUGAAGAUAAACGCGGCCAACGAGCAAGGCGACACACCACUUCACUUAGCUUCUCGCUGGGGUUAUGCUGAGCUGGUUCGUCUUUUAUUGGAGAAAGGCGCUUCCCUGGAAGCUCGAAACAAAGACAAGGCAACUCCACUGGACAGCUCUCACAACAAACAGGUGACUGAAAUACUCCUUGAAGCUAUUGCAGCAGCCAGUGAAGAACAAGAGCAGGCACCAAUACCUUAUUCUGAGCGCAGAUCCCAGUUGGUCGUGGAAAGUCCACUAAUUCAGUCUGAUGAAUUUCCAAAUAUUGUUUCACAGGAUCAAGAAAGAACCAGGGAGAUUGACCGAUUCAUUCGUACAAUUGCUGACGGCGAUGUAGAAUUGGUUCGAUAUAAACUCGGUCUGAGUGACGACGAAGAAGACGAGAUAGAUUCACCCGAUCAGCCUCGCUCGGACCAAGACCUCUGUCAUCCGUUAUGCCAGUGUGAAAAAUGCAUCAAGUGGCAGAAGAGAUCGCGAGAAGCAGCAGAGAAGAUCAUUCAUCCUAAUGUUAGGAAUGGCGAGGGAAAUACGCCGCUUCAUAUCGCGGCCGUCAGAGGAUACGAAGAGAUGACAAACCUGUUGUUACGGAGAGGAGCUCAGACAGAUGCCAAGAAUUACACUCAGAUGCGAGCACCUCUGCAUUUUGCUUGUCAGUACAAUCAUCCAAGGGUGGCCGGCCUUCUGCUAAGUCACCAAGCUAAAGUUAACAUCAAGGACUACAAAGGCAACACUCCCCUGCAUCUGUGCUGUUUUACUGGACACCUGGAUCCUGCCAACGUCCUUAUAGGGCAUGGAGCCAACGUUGAUGUUACAAAUGACCGUGGAAACACUCCUUUGCACGAAGCAGCCAGGUUCAACUUUGUCAAACUUGUUAUUUUACUGCUUGAGAAUGGCGCAUCGGUGACAAUGAGGAAUCAGCGAGAGCUUACACCAUUACAGUAUGCUCAUCGUGAUGAAGUCAUACGUGCUCUGGAUCAAGCGGCAGGCAUCAGCUUCAAUACUCGGACAAAGCGCCUGAGUUACAGCCAUUACAGCGCGCAAAAGCCAGGUGACAAAGACCCAAACCUCUCUCUACCAAAGAAUCGAGCAAACUCAAUUCCAGCCUACGUCGGCUCGAACGCUGUGACGAAACAGCCAAUUCCCGUGGCCAGUUCUUCUGGUCCUACUUCGACCGUGUCACACACAAAUGACCCUGGUGACGGGUCUCUUCCGCCACACGAGAGAUUGAACAAACUGUUUGAACGAUUGGAAGUAGGCGAUAUUGAACGGUUACAAGACAUCAGCAAAGCUGUGAAGUCUUUUGAUAGACGGACAUCAUUAAGAAGGACUGAAACGAUUGAUAAAAGUUCUCCAGUCAUUGAUCUGCACCUUAGACAUCAGCUUUCCAUUCAUCAUUUCAACCGCGCGACCCUCCGUAAAGUCCAAACACGUGAUCACAGUCAGCCAAUGGUCGAGGAGGACAAAGAUUACGAGGGUGACGUGAGCAGCGAAGAUGACAAGGACGAUGCCAUCACGUGAUAGUAACGAGUCUAACGCAAGUGACCCUCAGGGGAGCCAUGUGAUGUCAGCAUCAAGAAAUGGCGAAAAGUCGCACUUAUCCUUAAUCCUGGAUUCUGUGGCUUGAUAAAUGGUGUGCAUUUGAAGUGUGCAUUUGUAGUUCUGUUGGUCGAUGUACGUCGUCAACGGCUUUGUGGACACGAGUACCAAAUAAUUAAUGAACAUAUUUCUCUUUCCGAGAAACCAAAGGAAAUUUCUCUUGGACAGUAUGGAGUAUUAUGGGUCGCCGCUGUUUGAAACAAGUGCGACUAGUUGAUUAAAAUGCGUUCAAAGAACGCAUCAAUUAUUAUAAAGCUUAUUGUUUACGUGUUAAUUGUGUUUACUGAAAUGGUGUUGUUUUUUUGUUGCUAGUUGUUUUUUUUUCCGCAGAGUUUUCGGAUAUCCGUAAUUUUGAUUGAUUUGCGGUUUUAUUUGCGUGUUUCUUCAUGUUGAAAUCUAAAAUAAAAAAGCAUUUUAUGCUA